UACAAUCGAUCGUUACUACUCAUUUCCUGUUGAUGGCCGAAUCGUGUUCCAACAUGAAUAUUUUGUUUUUCUAUUGAUAUUAACCGAAUAAAUUAAUCUUGUUCGUUAAAAAUAGACAAAUAAGAUACACAAAAGUUAAUCGGCUAAAAUAAAAUCAAAUUGUAUUACAUAUUCAUAUUUGAUUUUACAUUUAACUCAUUUUUUAAAAAUGGCCGGUGUCCUAUUUGAAGAUAUAUUCGAUGUCAAAGACAUUGAUCCCGACGGAAAGAAGUUUGACCGAGUGUCGCGACUCUUCUGUGAGAGUGAAUCCUUUAAGAUGGACUUGAUUCUAGAUGUGAACACACAGAUCUACCCCAUGGAUUUAGCUGACAAGUUUCGCAUGGUGAUAGCCACAACAUUGAACGAGGAUGGCACGCCCGCAGACAACGAGUACAAUCCGGUGGAGACAGGGCCGUCACGCGCUGACAGUUUUGAGUACGUCAUGUACGGCAAAGUGUACAGACUGGAUGGAGACGAGACCAGCUCCGACUCCUCCAGAUUAGCAGCCUAUGUGUCAUAUGGGGGUCUGCUGAUGAGGCUACAGGGAGAUGCCAACAACUUGCAUGGCUUUGAGGUGGAUUCCUUUGUGUACCUGCUCAUGAAGAAACUGGCCUUCUGAUUGGCUGACACCUUCAGGCAGCUGGGAUUUGAUUGGAUGAAAGGAUUUGAAUGGUUAUGUUUCCAUGAAUCUGAUUGGUUGUGCAUGGAGGGGUGUCUUAUGAGGCAUUUCAUUAGUUAAGAAUGGUUGUGAGAGAGGUGGAGCUACGAAUGUAUUGUGGUGUAUGAUAAAUUAUGUCAUGUUUACGUGAAGCAUGUGACAAACAUGUACAUGUUAAGAUUUAUUAACUGUCUAAAAGUUCAUUUUUGUUGGCAAGAUUUAAUGCGCAAAUUAUUUUUAUGUCCUUGACUUAAACAUUCUGGCAUGAGACUGUAUAACUUAAUGUUAUUGCGUUCAAAUAAAUAAAGUGUAUGUGAAUGAAUAAAACCAUCAACAUCGUAAAUUUCCAAUAUUUUAUUUUAUUUCUUGCGACUUCAAAGCGAACACUGAUUAUGUAUAAGUGCAAAGUGUGUUUGCUGUGAAAAAGAAAGUUCUUCUCAGGUAUUGUUUAAAAGGGACUUGUUCAUUUAAAUUGUUUGAUAUUUGUUCAACGGCUGUUUUUCCAUGUUAACCGUGCUGUCAGAAUGAUUUUUUUUCUUAACAUAUUUCCUUAUUUUGCCAAGUUUUUUUUAGAUCAUAUAAUGAAAACAGAUUCAGUGAUUAUCCCAUAAACGGAGCAAUUUUUCCACUUCUGUAUUGUUUUCACAAUUAAUUAAUUUUUAGUUAAACUUGUUCAUGUCAAUUAAAAUACUUUUUCUUAUGUUCUUGGAAGGACUGUUGUGAUACAGGUAUAUUAUGACGUUGUUGCAGGUAUCUUCCAAUGUGAACUUGUUUAUUUUGUCAUUGUUUUCAAGUGAAUUAUAGUCAACGGUAUUUUGUAUAGUACUAGGUGAAACCUUUUGGUCUCCUAUUCAUCAUUGCCUCUUACUGACUGAAGCGGUGAUUUGCAACUCUCAUCAGCGUUCAAAGCAUGAACAUUUGCAAUAAAUUUGUUUAUUUUCCCCUGGUACUAUACUCUAUGCCACUUAACAUUUUUGUGUGUGAGACGUUCGUAAGGGUUUAUUGUGUCCAAAUGAAUGGAUAUUGUAUCAUUAUUGACAAGCUUACUGCAGAGAAUGCCAUUUAAAGUUGGUUAGUUUGACAUCAUGUGAAACUGCUCCAAAAUGUGCAUGUUGUUAUCUUGCAGUCUGUAUUGUAUCAAUUUGAGGAGGAUGUAAAUCUAAAGCAUCCUGGAAAUAGGAGUAACAACUUGUUGAUUUAAAUAGAAUACUUCUUGAUAGUCAGUAUUUCUAUAAUAAGUGAUUGGUAAUUUUAUUUCACAAUUUUGGUAAAGUAUUACAUUUAUAAAAGAUUGCAUACUUGUUUAUAGCAAGCAUGCUGCAUACCAGAGAUGAGCUUUUGGUUAACCAGAUAUGAGCAUUUCGGCUUAUCAGAUAUGAGCUUUUUGGCUUAUCAGAUAUGAGCUUUUUGGGUUAUUUCAAUUAUAUUUUUAAUAAGCUGUGAAAACCUCCUCAAUUUGACAUUCUAUGUGCAUGAAUAUGCUUUCUUUGCUGAUUCAUAAAAUAGUUUGGACUUAACAUUGCUGUAUGAUAUAUUAUGUUUAUAUAAUUGCUCCAUCAAUUUUUCUCUUUUGUAAAAAGACAUUACACAUUAAAAAAUAAAUAUAUUGCCCUUGAAAGCUUCCGGGAAAAUCAUUCUAUCAUAAGCAUUUUAUUCUUUUGGUGCAAAUUGUUUUCACCUAACAUGCAUAAAGAUAAUCACUGCCAAUAACAUUACAUUCAGAAGCAUCCCUAAUGCAAAUGGGCAUGCUUUCUCAUUAGAUAUCAAUCUAAAAAUUCAUGUUGUAUUGAAAUACGAAAUAUGUCACCACGGUGACCGCUUGUUCAAUGUUAACAAUAAAUGAAUAUAUAUAUUAAUUUUACUUUUUAACAAAGCUGUAUUUUAAUUUUCAAUCAUAAGAAAAGUUAACAAUUCAUGUGUUUUGUAAAUAAGUUAGUAACCUAAACAAAUUGUUCCUGUUUCAGAACACAUUUUUCUUUAAACAAAUAUAAAGUUAUUUUUCAUCAAUUGCUUUAUUAAAAAAGAAAAUAGAUUCGGAUCGUCAGGUUUUGCUUGACAGGUUUGGCAAACUGAAUCUGGUGAGCUGUUAUUCAGAUAAUGCAUUUUGCGAACUGUCAAUUAUUGAUCAUAAACAUCAUUGCAAUUAUUUCUGUCGCACUUUUUGAAUUUGUGUUUGAAUCAUCUGAAUUGUCAGCUUUGUUUUUGAAUGUUUUUAUCAUUUGGUACUUGUAAAGUGUUAUCAUUUUUCAUUCAGGUCAUUUAGCAACAUCAUGGUUUCAUUUCCAUUUCAUUAAGUCACCAAGCAUCUCACUUAUUGAAAAUGUAACAUUGUUGUUUUUUAAACAGAAUAGGAACCUUUGUUCAUUUUCGUGUUACUUUUGGCCUUGUUCAUAAACUUGUACAGUUUGCAUUCUCAUUUUGUUGUAUGGGGCUUAACAGCUACCCACUUUUUAAAAAUAAAAAUGGAAGUUAA
Dreissena polymorpha is the source of this 3170-nucleotide messenger RNA. Its product is annotated as DNA-directed RNA polymerases I, II, and III subunit RPABC3-like. The record is from RefSeq and is a predicted model, not a curated record. NCBI's taxonomy places the organism in Eukaryota, Metazoa, Mollusca, Bivalvia, Myida, Dreissenidae. Gene Ontology annotation, biological process: DNA-templated transcription. Gene Ontology annotation, cellular component: RNA polymerase I complex; RNA polymerase III complex; RNA polymerase II, core complex. Bases 209 to 658 code for a protein of 149 amino acids. Gene Ontology annotation, molecular function: DNA-directed RNA polymerase activity. The transcript is spliced from 4 exons.